AGUACUUGGGCUGAGUCUCACACUUCCCCUGCUAGCUCUAUUCCAAACAAUCUAAAUUUUUAGGGCAAUCCUGAGAUGUGUCUAUAAGUAGGCAUGUCAUCUCCUAGAUUGAGCAUGUCAUCUGGAGAGAUCGAUUCAACUCCUCGGCCAGCAACAUCCCGCAUUUGUUCUGACAUCUGCCUCCGUCAAGAUGUUGCUCUUCUCUACUCUCGUUGCGCUUCUUCUUCAUCUUUGCUCCCUCGCUACAGCGGCAGAUACUAGUGCAUGGAAGUCUCGCAGUAUUUACUUUGCCCUUACGGACCGCGUUGCUCGUAGCAAUAUCGAUACCGGCGGCCCCGCGUGUGGAAACCUAGGCAACUACUGUGGCGGGACGUUCAAGGGUCUUGAGUCUAAGCUUGAUUACAUCAAGACGCUGGGGUUCGAUGCGAUAUGGAUCACGCCUGUUGUUGCUAACAGCCCUGGAGGAUAUCACGGCUACUGGGCCCAAGACCUAUAUGCAAUCAAUUCGAACUAUGGUACCGCGGCCGACCUGAAGAGUCUCGUCAGCACUGCCCAUACUAAGGGAAUCUAUGUUAUGGUCGACGUCGUUGCGAACCACAUGGGUCCAGGAGCGAUCGCUGACAACCGCCCAACGCCGUUGAAUCUAACGUCCUCCUACCAUUCUAACUGUGACAUCAACUACGACAACCAAACCAGCGUCGAGGAUUGCCGUAUCUCCGGUCUGCCAGAUCUCAACACUGAGAGUUCUGCUGUUAGCACAGUACUCAAUACCUGGGUCAAGUAUUUGGUGACUGAAUAUCAGUUUGAUGGUGUACGCAUCGACACCGUCAAGCACGUCGAGAAGGAAUUCUGGCCAGACUUUGUCAAGGCGAUUGGUGCGUACGCCAUCGGUGAGGUGUGGAAUGGUGACCCAGCGUUUCUGGUUCCAUAUGCGAAACUGAUGCCUGGACUGCUCAACUACGCGAUAUACUACCCGUUGAACGCCUUCUACCAGCAAAACGGCACAUCACAAGCACUGGUUGAUAUGAUGAACACAGUUGCCAACACAUUUCCGGACCCGACAGCAUUAGGGACCUUCCUCGACAAUCAUGACAACCCACGCUUCUUGAACCAGAAGAACGAUCAGGCGCUUCUCAGGAACGCUCUUGCUUAUGUCAUCCUCGCACGAGGCAUUCCGAUCCUGUACUACGGUACUGAACAAGGUUAUGGCGGUGGUGCUGAUCCCGCAAAUCGCGAAGAUCUGUGGAGCAGCAACUUCAACACGCAAUCAACCAUGUACCAGGCGGUCUCGAAACUCACUGCUGCAAGGAAGUCAGCAGGUGGCUUGGCAGGAAACGAUCACGUACAUUUGUAUGUGGCCAGUAACGCCUAUGCGUGGAGUCGAGCCGGUGGCAACCUUGUUGUUCUGACCACAAAUGGCGGAAGCGCAUACAGUGGCCAACACUGCUUCAACUCGCAGAAAGCCAAUGGAAUAUGGACAAACGUUUACGGCAACGGCGCGACGGUCACUGCCGAUAGCAACGGUCAAGUGUGCUUGAACGUGACCAACGGCGAGCCUAUCGUUCUGGUCGUAGCAGCCGCCACCGCGACCACCAAAGCCACGUCCACGACUCUUCGCACUACCACAUCAGCCUGCCCGACAGCGGUAUCAGUUUCUUUCACCGAGCGUGUCACUACUGCAGUUGGCGACACCAUCAAAAUUGCUGGUAAUACGACACAACUAGGCAACUGGGCCCCAGCCAACGCUCUCGCUCUCUCAGCCUCACAGUACACAUCCAGUAACCCAGUAUGGACCAUCACACUGAGCUUGGCAGCGGGACAGGCGGUGCAGUACAAGUUCCUCAAGGUGUCGAGCAGCGGAGUAGUGACUUGGGAGAGUGACCCGAACAGGGCCUAUUCGGCGCCGGCCUGCCAGGCUAGCGCUGCGGUGAGCAACCAGUGGCAGUAAGUAAAAAUAUGGUAGGAAUCUAUAGUCAAGUGUCGGAUACGUAUAACGGAUGCAAUGGAUUCUCAACCUUGAUCAAACUUGAGCGCAACCUGAGAAAGUCAUUUACGUGAGACUGCUUGAAUGAGUUGCGAAACAACACGUGAACUUCGG
Messenger RNA from Dothidotthia symphoricarpi CBS 119687, 2098 nucleotides. Its product is annotated as carbohydrate-binding module family 20 protein. The transcript is spliced from 4 exons. The record is from RefSeq and is a predicted model, not a curated record. Bases 191 to 1948 code for a protein of 585 amino acids. Gene Ontology annotation, molecular function: alpha-amylase activity; cation binding; starch binding. NCBI's taxonomy places the organism in Eukaryota, Fungi, Ascomycota, Dothideomycetes, Pleosporales, Dothidotthiaceae. Gene Ontology annotation, biological process: carbohydrate metabolic process.